AUGUCCUUUGUAGAAGCAGACAAGUCCACGCUUUCCAACUAUCGAGACAUUCACACGGAACAUGCCGUGCUCACGUGGACCAUCGACUGGUCGAAGCAGCUCGUCCACGGAUCUGUCGAGCACACAAUGAUUGUCAAGCAGAGCGGCCUCAAGCAUGUCGUGUUCGAUACUUCCUUUCUCGACAUAGCCUCUGUCAAGGUGGCAGGCAAAGACGCCAAGUGGACCUUAGCUGAGCGCAAGGGCACCAUGGGGAGCGCGCUCACUGUCGACUUACCUGCCGUCAAGGAGACCGAUCAUGUCAAGAUUUUGAUCGCUUACAGCACGACAUCGCAAUGUACAGCUCUCGGCUGGCUCACCGAAGGCCAGACAGGCCCAAAGAAGCACGCGUUCGUCUACUCGCAAUGUCAGGCCAUACACGCUCGCUCGUUGCUACCUUGCCAAGAUACGCCUGCGCACAAGUUCACCUACUCGGCGAGCGUAACGUCAAGCGCGCCUGUCUUACUGUCUGCGUUGCGUGUGUCUCCCCCAGAGAGUGACGUUAACGAGCUUGGCAAAGAGAUUACGUACUCGUUUGAUCAGCCAACGAGAGUGCCAUCUUACCUUAUUGCAAUUGCUUCCGGCGACUUGGCUUUCAAAAAGACAGGCAACCGUACGGGAGUCUGGGCAGAUCCCACCGAGCUCCAAGCGGCCGCUUGGGAGUUCGAGGAAGACAUAGAGACGUUCCUUGAGACGGCAGAGUCGCUCACCAGCUCGACGUACCAGUGGUCGACCUAUUCCGUGCUCGUUUUGCCCAAAUCGUUUCCCUUUGGCGGCAUGGAGAACCCCCAGCAGACCUUCGUGACCCCCACCCUUUUGGCCGGCGACCGGUCACUUGUUGAUGUUGUCGCACAUGAAGCCUCGCAUAGCUGGUUCGGAAACAACAUCACAUGCUCCAGCUGGCGAAGUUUCUGGCUCAAUGAGGGCUGGACGACCUAUCUCGAGAGACUGAUCGUCGGGAGACUUCAUGGCGAGCCCGCUAGAUCUUUCUCCUAUAUCAUCGGUGCGACGGCACUUCAGAAGUCUCUUCAGGAGAUGAGAUCCGAGCCCCGCUACCAGCGACUUGUAGUAGAAUACAAGGAGGGAGAAGACCCAGACUCGGCCUUCUCGUCGAUUCCGUAUGAUAAAGGGUCCAACUUGCUACUACAUCUCGAACGCAAAGUAGGAGGUCUCGAUGUCUUCUUGCCCUACAUGGCCGACUACUUUGCGACUUUCAAGAACACCUCAUUGAGUACGGAAGACUGGCGAGCGCAUCUCUAUCGCUACUUCUCUAAGCAUGGAGGCGAUGAAGCCAUUGCCAAGCUCGACGCGGUAGACUGGCAAUCCUGGCUACACGGCGUCGAGAUGCCCAAGAUGGAAUAUGAUACUUCUCUGGCCGAUGCUGCCUUUGCGCUCGCAGCUCGAUGGUCGAAGGCUCAACAAGACGGAACAAGCAGCUUCGGCCCAGAUGAUCUCAAGGCGUUCAAUGCGAAUCAGACCGUCGUCUUCCUGGAACGGCUCGAGACGCAUCCGAAGCUAUCUGACGAGAUUAUUCACAAAAUAGAUGAGCUCUACAAAUUCACGCAAACGAGCAAUGCCGAGAUCGCGCUACGCUGGUUCCUUGUCACGCUCAAAGCCGGCUUGUACCUACAAGAAGCAGCUGACUGGGUAACGGACAAAGGGCGAAUGAAGUUCUGUCGACCGAUCUACCGCGGCCUAGCAAAGAACGAUCUCGAGCUGGCUCGAAGGACGUUCCUGGAGCACGAGGCCUUUUAUCAUGCAAUCGCAGUAGCACAGAUCAAGAAGGACCUCGGCUUGAAAUGA
This is a messenger RNA of Mixia osmundae IAM 14324, 1839 nucleotides long. RefSeq lists its product as uncharacterized. Gene Ontology annotation, molecular function: metallopeptidase activity; zinc ion binding; aminopeptidase activity. Gene Ontology annotation, biological process: proteolysis. NCBI's taxonomy places the organism in Eukaryota, Fungi, Basidiomycota, Mixiomycetes, Mixiales, Mixiaceae. Gene Ontology annotation, cellular component: cytosol. The coding region runs from base 1 to 1839 and encodes 612 amino acids. The record is from RefSeq and is a predicted model, not a curated record. The transcript has 2 exons.